Messenger RNA from Diachasmimorpha longicaudata, 6918 nucleotides. RefSeq names its product Supervillin (gene Svil). The transcript is spliced from 12 exons. Gene Ontology annotation, molecular function: phosphatidylinositol-4,5-bisphosphate binding; actin filament binding. The record is from RefSeq and is a predicted model, not a curated record. Gene Ontology annotation, cellular component: cytoplasm; actin cytoskeleton. Gene Ontology annotation, biological process: actin polymerization or depolymerization; barbed-end actin filament capping; cytoskeleton organization. Bases 515 to 6601 code for a protein of 2028 amino acids. NCBI's taxonomy places the organism in Eukaryota, Metazoa, Arthropoda, Insecta, Hymenoptera, Braconidae.
UGACAAAAAAUAUUUCUCGUCCGCCGCAUUUUCCGUGAAAUAAACAUGACUGGUCGCUUGUACAAUUAUCCACUCCUCCAUGGACCGAAAAAGCCAAAUGUAAAAUUCACCCACCACCUGUGAUCACCGGGAGACUAAAAAGCACCAGUCAAUCGUCCGAAACAAAUCUGUGUUAACCGUUAAUUUCGUGUACCAGCUGAAUGUUAAACGUGUUCGUGCCAAGUGUUAAAAAAGAGAAAAUAAUAGUGCAUUAAUCAAAUUUAACCUGUUGUGCUGCCAACGUACAUCUGACCGAUAGUAAUCUCAUUAUCAAAUAUGUUGGAAUACUUUCACCGUACUACUACGAAAUACUGAACAAAUAGCAUAUUCUCAACUCUUCUGUGAUAACGGGCCAAUCGCCAGCCAAUAACAAAUAAAGGCUAAUUAUAAACAUAUUUAUCAUUGGGGCUUCUUCGUGUUCCAUUAAUUGUUAAUUAUGAAUUUUAAUUGAUGAAAAUCCGGAAUCGAAAGCAAUAUGGUAGCAGCUGGGGCGACAGCUCUGAUGGCUGCUGGUGACGGCAGUACAUCAAAAACAGCUGAUAACGGGGGGCAGGAGGGACAGUUGACCAGUGAGGGGGAGCGGAGAAGGACUUCUGCCGUUACAAGGAGAAAGGAGACUUCCAUCACACCAAAUAAGACUGCAUCAAUUCGAGAGACGAAGACAUCAAGACUUAGAGCCGCAUCAAUUGUAUCUCCAACAGCUGACACUCCAGCCGUGCGAAAGGUUGGAUUAUCAGAAACAGUUCCAACGUCACGUAGUUCUCCCCACGCGUCAAGCAGCAACUUAUCAUCAACACAGAGAACAACGCGAACCACUGGCAUACCGCAGACAUUUUCACGAGAGAGGGAGAGACAUCGACAGGCCACCAGCAGAGCGGCGGAUAUCCAUGAAAAAUCGAUGGACUCAAAUGCUGGCGAGAAACUCUCGACGAGGCGUUUGAAAAAGCCCUCAAAAACCUCGACUGCCACCCUUCCCACUCCGAAACCCUCGCGUCCACCCUUUACAUCCCACUCCACCCCCUCACGUCCCUCAUCAAUCCCCACGUCUCUGAGAGGCGCCUCUCACCCCCCGUCCUUCACCUCGGCGGAGGUCCUCCAGCGGGUGGACGCCCUGACAGCCCUCACCCGUGCCACCAUGGAGCGGGUGGAGAGGCUCGCGUCCUCCUCUCUCCACUCCUCCGUUCCCAUACCGAUUCCACGAGAUCCCGUGGUAAAAUCCUCCCCAAAACCAAUUCCCCGAAAAUCCAUCGACGAAACAAAACCCUCUCCCAUGCAGAGUCACCAUCCCCUUCCCCCAGUUUCUAUCCUAAAACACAAAACAUCAGAUCCACCAGAACCAGAGACCGUAUCCAAUCCACUGCCAACAGUAGCAUUUAAUCUCUCUGACUCCGAAAAUAACAAUUCCUCGACUAAAAAACACGGAAUCCUGAAGAAACGUUGUAGUCUCGACGAGAGUGAGAUACUCCGUCGCAACAUCAGUCCCCUAGACUCAAUUCUGAUCAGUCCGGACUCCCCUUCUCCCCCGGACACCGAUUUCCGGCCGAUCCUCAAAUAUGAGAGACGAUCAUCACUGGACGAACUGGUGAAGCGGCCAAAGGCCAUCGAGCACAAUCCGCCAUCGAUCUUGAAGAACAGAUGGUCCCGAUCAAAUGACGAAGAGGAUCAGACAAACGAACGCCAGGGAAUCCUGAAGAAACACCCCCAGAUUAUCGUCGAUGCAGUGGCAAAGAGCCUCGGUGUCACCUGGACAGAACUUGAAUCAUUCGAUCGAAAGUCCGCGGAAGUUCGUCCAAUCCUGAAGAAGAAACUCUCUCACGACGAGUCAUCCUCAUCAGAUCCUCCGUCCCUGGAGCCACGGCCAAUUCUCAAGAAAAAAUCGAGCACAGAUUCGGACGAACACGAGGACAAACCGAGAAAGACUAUUCUCAAGUACUCGUCGAGAAAGAAUUCCGAGGAUUCGAGUCACGAGUGUGAAACUGUACCAAAUUCACCGAAGAAAUUGUCAGUUCUGAAACAGCACUCGCUUCAGAGGAGAACCAACAGCCUUCCUGAGUGUGACACAUUGACAGUUAAACCGAUCCUCAAGAAUUCUAGAUCAAGAUCGAUUCAGAGUACAUCGUCAUCACCGAGCAGGGAACUGUUUAUGAGAAAACGAGCGCGAUCUGUUGGGCACGAGCAGACGGACGGAAAGGAAUGGCUGGUGGAUCACUGGGAGGGUAUCAGGAGGGAAGGAUGUGGUGGUGAUAACACUGAAAAGGAGAUUGACAGCGAUCAAGUUGUAACGUUCGAGUUCCCCGAGGACUCCAAGCUCAAUGAGCGACUGGGAUUCAGCAGUGAAGAGGCAGCUGUCAGAAAGUUGGACGAUUAUUCGGCCAAAGUCAGACGUGACAAACGUGUCUCAAGGAGAUUCAGAGAUCGAAUGGAAAUGCAGAAUCAAUUAUCGUCGAUUAGGGGCGAUGGGGGUGAGGGGGCGAGCAAGACUAUUGUUGUUGGGUUUGAGGGGAAGGUUGGGAGGGGGGAGGGAUGUGAGGAGAGCUCGAGAUUCUGCACGCAACCGGUGACUUGUCAGGAGGUGAGGGAGGCAGCGGAUCUUAUCAAGGGCGACAGUAGCCGAGGAGGGGGUUGUAAGGAUCUGAAGGUGGAUCCUGGGGAGACUGAAGAGCCUGAGGAUCCUUCCAAACUUAAUAUUGCUCAAAGAGUUGCUCUGUUCAAUCGUAAAAUUGCUACUGAGAGUGCGGAGAAGGCGGGGAUAUACAUUGAGAGAGGACAGAGGAGGGCAUUCAGCCGGUUUAGAACACAGCCUGUUACAUCGGAGGAGGUCGAGGACGCCGCUAGGCAUGUACCAAAUGCACUAGUCACGAGUGGCGAUGGAAGACAGACGACUGGGAGACAGCAAAAUGUUAAAAACCACGAUACACCAAAAAGUAUCCUAAAAUCAUCAAGUUCCUAUACUGUAUCGAACCUAAGUCAUCGUUCAUCAUCAAAGAAAUUGGACUUAUGCAAGGAUUUAUCCCAGGAGUUGGCAGAUAUAUAUGUUCAUGUGUCAACAUCAACGGAAACAUACAGUGACACCAUGAAGAGAUAUAUUGGAUGUACAGUGCCUUCUUACGACUACACUGAUGAUAAAAUUAUCGAUAAAAAUUGUGGUUUCAAUGAAAAUACAAUUGACAGUGGUAUUUGUGAUAAUUCAUCACGUGGUAAAAUUGUCAGUGAUUCAUUGGAUAGCAGAAGUUACAAGGGAAUUUCUACUACACAGAGUUUGGAUUUUUCGGGUAUUAGUAUUGCUGAUCGUUUAGCAGCAUUGAAACGUAGUGGAUCAACUGAUUGGAAACGUCGAGUUAUUUCAGAAUCACUACCACCUUCGUUAGUCGUAGAGAGACCAAUGGAUAAUGAUAAGGCCGGCGUAAAGAGUGAUAUUUGUUAUAAAGAAAAAGAUGAGUGUGUUAUGAGUCAAAAAAAAUUGGCGGAUCGUCUCGAAAAAUUGGAAUCAGCUGCUGAAGGAUGGCGAAAACGAGUUGCCACAGCCGAUGCUGUAAAAUUCUCGGUAGCUGGGAAAAUGAAAUUUGAUCAAAUCGACACAAUCAGUCAGAAUUCAAAGCCAGUGUUCGAAUCAAUGGGGAACUGCAGCAGUGGCGAGAGGAAGAAGAAGACACCGCACAAGAGGGAUGACACCAGGAGGGGGCUUCCGGAGAGUGCUGGGAGUGGAGGCAGCAACGAUUUUGGUGACAGAAAAAUAUCGAGAGUACUCACGUACGAUAAUGGAGAAACUCUCGAGACAUCAAUUCAACACAUUCCAAACCCAGCGGACGAAACCUUCACGUCCUUCUUCGACGGCAUGUCUUUCGAGAAAUCCCAGGAGGAAACCAUCGCGAUUACCGAAUCGGACUUUGACUUCAUAACUCCAUCCACUGAAAAACUGUGCUCACGACGAACAAUUCAGGUGCAACGUCGCAAGGUGUCGACUCACCACAAUCCCCUGAAGACUUUAGCCGCCCGAACAGACCUGAAGACCGAAUACACAGAGAUAAAAACUGGAGUAGCUGAUCGCCUGAUGAAACUGAAAAAUCUUGAAAAAAUUGGAAAGAAUUCUUCGCUGGCAGUGGAAGCCCUGGCAGGUCUAGCUUCUACUGAGAGUUUCACGUCAAUUUCCUUGAAAGCUACUGAAGAUUCUUCCAACGGCUUCACCAAGUUCCACCCCAAGGACUCUCAUCUGUUUCUGAUUCUUAUCAAGGGCAGAAGACAUGUCCAAGUCAGACUGGUGGAGCCGUCCAUAUCUAGCCUCAAUUCAGGGGACAAUUUCAUACUAGUCAGUAAAACUGAGAUCUACCACUACAUAGGAAAAUACAGCAAUGUGAUAGAAAAAUCUAGAGCAACUGAAAUAGCUCUGAGCAUCCAACAGCAUAAGGACCUCGGCUGCAAGGCCCCAAGGAUCAUAACCCUGGACGAGCAGAAGAGCCCGAUAAAUUCGUCAGACAAGGCCUUCACUUCCUCAGACCUCCACAAGUUCUUCAAUCUUCUCGGUCAUUCCUCAUCAUCUCCACCAGAUGUUACAGAUGCUGGACAUCCUGACGAGGACGAGCAAUACGAAUCAGCGCUGAUUGACACAAACGUAGUGUACGAAGUAUUGAAGAAUGAGCUUAUCCCUCUGGAGAAAUACUGGGGUGCAAUUCCCAAGAUAAAGAUGCUGGACCCGAGUAAAAUUCUUAUAUUCGAUUUUGGAUCUGAAUUAUACAUAUGGAAUGGCAAGUGUGCACCCGUAGAGUCUCGAAGAUCCUCCCUAAAACUAGCUGAAUCCCUCUGGAACGAGGGCUACGACUACACCGAUUGCAUUAUAUCGCCAAUCGAUGCGGCUCAAAUAAUUGGCAGGAGAUCAGAGACUGAUGAGAGCUCGAGAAAAGCCAGCAGAAGACCGGGAUGGUGCCUAUCGGCGAAGCUCACCCAGCACAUGGAGACAAUUCUCUUCAGGGAGAAAUUCCUAGACUGGCCGAACACUUAUGGAAUCAUAAAAUGUAGAAAGCCUCCAGAGGAGAAGGACAAGGUGGAUGGAAAAAUUGUGAUAGACCCUCCAGAUCGAUCUGUCAUGAUGAACACCGAGAUUCCCCCAGUGGACCUCGUCCUUGAGGGCUGUCACCUGGGCAGAGGGACCGGCUGGUUCGACGAGGAAUUCGGUCGUCAGUACCUGGUGACCACCACUGACGUCACAGUCUGGCAUAUCAACGAACACUCGUACUCCCAGAUGGACGAUACAUCUGCUGGACAAUUUUACAGCGGUGAAUCCUAUAUCAUCCGUUGGAUGUACCUCAUCACAGUGACAGGGAGGGAGCUCUCAGGAUUACCUUCCAAGCACGCAGUCGAGGGGAGGGACAGGUGUGCGUAUUUCAUCUGGCAGGGAAAGAAUGCUUCCCUGAACAAACAGGGAACAGCUGCCCUGUUAACAGUUGAACUUGAUAAGGAACAGGGGCCACAGAUCAGGAUUGUCGAGGGCUUUGAGCCUCCAGCGUUUCUCAAUCUGUUCAAGGGCGCCAUGGUGAUACAUUCGGGGAAGAGGGCUGAACAGAAAGAGGGAGAGGGAAUCAGGGCGUUCUUUUGCAGAGGUAGCCGAGAGCAAGAGACAUCACUCUUGGAGGUGCCGUUCUCCUCAAGUCAGUUACGUACGAGGGGAUGUCUUCUGUUUGUUGAUGGACAGAAGGGGGUUGUAUACGUUUGGUAUGGGAGGAACUGUCUGUCCAGGGGUAAGGAGAAUGCAUUCCAUGCGGCUGAGGCUGUGAGGGAGAACAAACCUCUGGAGAUGGGACUUCCGGGGAAGGAGGUGAGGAUUGUGGAGAUCGAGGAGGGAGAAGAACCGGAGGAUCUUUUUGGUGGAGGAAUGCAUAGAAAAUUGUAUGGGACCAUCAAUAGGAAGGUGUCCAGGCACACCCCCAGGAUGUUUCAUUUUUCGAGUGUCUCGGGGGAGUUCAGAGUUGUGGAGAUUCUGUGUCCGCAUCGGGAUAAGGAGAACACGGCGUUUCCAUUUUUACAGGAAGAGCUUUAUCAGGCUAGUCAGCCGGCCUUGUUUCUUCUGGAUAAUGGGGAGGAAUUGUGGCUGUGGCAGGGUUGGUGGCCCAAUACUGGGGAGGAAGAUCAGACGGGCAGUGGUGCUGUCAGGUGGCAGGCGGAGAGACGAGCUGCCAUGACUGCUGCAGUUAAUUAUUGGAAAGAGGGCAGAGAUGGAAUGAGCAGCGCUAUUUAUCUGGUCUGGGCUGGCCUGGAACCACUUGAAUUUAUCAAUCUUUUUCCUACUUGGGGUAAUCGGGAUGAAAUCGCUGAGUUGAAUAUGAAGGAUGGCCGAACCCCCGGGGAAAUGCUUUCACUGGAGAACGAACUGACUCGUCUAACUCAAAGUACUUAUCCACCAGCUCAAUUAUUACAACGACCGUUGCCGGAGGGUGUCGAUCCAACAAGUUUAGAGGUCUAUCUAUCUCCGGUCCAUUUUCAGGAAUUAUUGGGAAUGAACUUGGACGACUUUCAAAACCUCCCGUCGUGGAAGCAGAUAGAAAUCAAAAAGAAAAUAGGACUUUUCUGACGUCAAUUCGUCAACACGUGUAAAUUAUUCUCCAAGUAUUUAACAUAACAACAGCAUGUCUGAAGAAUGGAAAUUUCUUAAAUAAUUUACGACUUGCCUAAUUGUCACCCAGUGAUCAAAGUGAUGUUGCAAAAGGCUACUAAAGUAUUAAUUCGAAUCUACAGUAUAGUUUAUAUAUUUUGAUUACAGUGAAAGGAGACAUGAUGGAAAUGAAGAAAUGAAAGAAACGUAAAUUGGCUUGUGAAUAUCUUACUUAUAUUUGUACGGGUUUUAUAUUUAUCAAUACAUGUGUGUUUUAAAAUUGUUUAACUCGACAA